AUGAUGCGUAAUCGUCGUCUUCUUCAUUUGUUUGGCUCAGUGAAAUUCUUGCUGCGACCGUCCGUAAGAAAAUGUCAUUCCACAGGUGCCAGCCUCACCUUUCCAAAGAAUAUUCCUCUUCCUUUAUAUCUUCUUGGCGAAGCUUCCACCUAUGGAGAUCAGGUUGCUAUGAUCAAUGCUGACACAGGACAAAAGUUCCGAUAUGAUAAUCUCCAAGGGGAUUCCAUCAAAGUUUCAAAUUCCUUUUUUCGUCUUGGACUUCGAAGAGGGGACGUUGUCUGCUUGUAUGGUUCCAAUACUCCUGAAAUGCUGCCUAUUUUUUGUGGAGUCACUGCCAUUGGUGGAAUCAUUAGUCCUGCAAUGACACAAAUGUCUGUUGUUGAACUAACCAACCAAUUGAGAGAUUGUCGGGCAAAAUUUUUGAUUACAACUCCUGAGUGUGUUAUCCGAGCCAAAGCUGCUUCAGAAAAAUGUGACAACAUUCAGGAGGUGAUUGUCUUGGGACAAGCUGAAGGGUGUCGUCCAUUUUCAGAUUUAAUAAAAACAGCCAAACUCUCCUUUCCAGAUAUUUCUAUUGACCCCAGCAAAGACAUUGCUCUCAUGCCAUAUUCUGCUGGAAUAUCUGGCAAGCCAAAAGCUGUCCUUCUCACUCAUUAUAAUCUAAUUUCAGCCAUUGAAGCCCUGAGGCAACCUGAUUUUAUUCCAUUUGAACCUGGUAAAGAUCACAAUGUCAUGGUGUUUCCUGUCACUCACGCAACUGGCAUUGUGAUUGGUUUUGGUCUUUCUCUCAUACAGGGUGCUACCAUCAUAACCCUAAACAGAUUUGAGGCACGUUCCUAUUUGCGGGCACUUCAAAAGUACAAUGGCACUUUCACAAUGACAACACCAUCAAUGCUCUGGCAUUUGAAUAACCAUCCUUUACUGAAGGAAAUGGAUCUCUCUAGCCUUCAAACAGUCUUCAGCCAGAGUGCACCCCUUCAGCCUUGUCUUGUUGAACAAUUAACAAAAAAAUUGAACGUUCCUCAUAUUAGGCAAGGUUAUGGAUUGACAGAAGCCUGUGGAGUUGGUUUGGCCACACCCAUCAAUGACUGGAAAAGUGGAUCUGUUGGGGUUCCUAUCCCUGGUAUGGAGGUUAAGGUUAUUGAUCCCAACACUCAUGAAGAAUUGUCAGCUGGAAAAGAAGGUGAAAUCUGUUUGAGAGGACCAAGUGUGGCAAUGAAGUUUUGGAAAUCUUAUAAUGAGAAUGAAAAUUUGCUGUUGGGAGAUGGUUGGAUCAGAACAGGUGACAUUGGCAUGUGCAGUGCAGAAGGUCACUAUACAAUUGUUGACAAAAUAAAGUCUGUCAUCAAGUACAAAGGCUGUCAGGUCUCCCCUGAAGAAAUUGAAGACUUGUUAUUAAAUCACCCUGCAGUAUUAGAUGCUGCUGUGAUUGGGCUGCCUGAUGCUGAGGCUGGAGAAGUUCCAACUGCUCUCGUUGUGAAACAGAGAAAUGUUGAUGCAAAAGAACUUCAAAACUUUGUAAGCGAAAAUUCUGCUUCCUUCAAACAGCUAAGAGGUGGCAUCAAAUUCCAUCCAGAAAUUCCCAGACUUCCAGAUGGUUCCAUAUCCAGAAGAAUGAUUAGAGACUGGUUUCUAGAAUUUCAUCCUCUCCAUGCCAGACGGGCCAACUAA
Molecule: messenger RNA, 1671 nt
Organism: Acanthosepion pharaonis
Lineage: Eukaryota; Metazoa; Mollusca; Cephalopoda; Sepiida; Sepiidae
Source: the annotation of a GenBank genome assembly